CAGAAAGCUCUUUAUCUCCCUCAGGCCAAAGGCCAAUUCGUGAUCAGGGAGAGGGAUAUUGAAGAACCAGGUCACGGCGAAGUCCUCGUUGAGAUCCACGCAGCUGCACUCAACUCUGGUGAAUGGAAGAUCCAGGCCUUUGAAAUCCUCAUCACCGAGUACCCUGCUAUCCUCGGUGCCGACGCGGCGGGCAUCAUUAAGAAGGUCGGCGCUGAAGUGACUGACAUCUCUGUGGGCGACAAGGUGUAA
Phanerochaete carnosa HHB-10118-sp is the source of this 249-nucleotide messenger RNA. RefSeq lists its product as uncharacterized. The annotation marks the transcript as partial. Lineage: Eukaryota; Fungi; Basidiomycota; Agaricomycetes; Polyporales; Phanerochaetaceae. Gene Ontology annotation, molecular function: oxidoreductase activity, acting on NAD(P)H. The record is from RefSeq and is a predicted model, not a curated record. The transcript has a single exon.